AUGAUCAAGCUAAUUAACUUGUCAGCACUCUGCUUACUUCUCGCAGCCAUUAUUUUCGUCCACGCUGCCCCGAUAAACCCACCGACCAUUACCGCAAUAGACAACUCAACCGUGUACUGCCUAUUUCUCCCACCACAACCUGGUGGCGACAUUGCCAGCCAUGAAAACGACGCUGUGCCAUUCUGUACGCAAGCCACCCCCAAUGCACCCAAUGCUAAUAUCCUUCCCAGCGGAUUUAUUGUAACGAGCCACUAUGUUGUUGGAGAUGGCUUUGUUCAAGUAACCGGCAGAAUAGAUGGAUCUAAAUAUAACUUGAGUUCGACUGAUAUGGGUGGUCAAUAUGAUAGUGUAGGUGCUCCACCUGGAGCAACCUGUGCAGGAUCUAAAAAGUUCGUGGAACUGGUUGAGCCGGCAGACGGUUUCUUCUGUAUCCGUUGCUGUACUGAUUCUAGUAAAUGUAAUACCGGAAAGAGUACCGAAGGUUGUAAUACUGUCAUCCCUGGUGAUUAUACUUAA
Messenger RNA from Paraglomus brasilianum, 516 nucleotides. The record is from the annotation of a GenBank genome assembly. NCBI's taxonomy places the organism in Eukaryota, Fungi, Glomeromycota, Glomeromycetes, Paraglomerales, Paraglomeraceae.